Chara braunii is the source of this 1396-nucleotide messenger RNA. The record is from the annotation of a GenBank genome assembly. NCBI's taxonomy places the organism in Eukaryota, Viridiplantae, Streptophyta, Charophyceae, Charales, Characeae.
GCCGAAGGUUAUUUAGGAAACGUGGGUAGAUCGAACCACGACACAGGAAGAGAUACCAAUGAUUGAAGAAUGCAGAGGCUUGAAAAAAACUGGCGAUACUCAAAACAAGGGGGCAGAGGAUUCAGACACAAGCUAUGAGCUUGCCCCAACGUUUAAGUCUGUAGAGCCGGAUAUCAGCUAUGGGCUGGCUCAACUUUCUCAGACCAUCGAGCCAGAUGUUAGCUAUGAGUUGGCUCAACUGUUUGAGACCCCCGAUCUAGACAUGGGUUGUGACCUUGCCCAACCAUUUAAGUCAAUUGACCCGGAUGUCGGCUACAAGCUGGCUCAUCCUUUUGAGACUGUCGAGUCGGACGUCAGCUAUGAGAUGGUGCAACUAUUUGGGACCAUCGAACAUGAUGACAACUAUGACUUGGCUCAACUCUUUGAGGCCUCCGAACCAGAUAUGGACUAUGGGCUCCAAUUGUUUGAGACCGUCGAUACGUAUGAAAACGAUGUUGAAAGCUCUCUUAAAACAACAAUAAGUCGUGAUCUGGCAACUACGAAAGAUAUCGAGGGCUCCGGAAUGGAUCAAUGCAAGUUAAUAAGUAAGUGCGAUGUGAUGAGUAUUGGGGGUGAAUUCGUUGAGGACUGUUUGGGGGGUCAGCAAAGUGAUAACCCACUCGCGUUUGACCAAGAAGUUGAAAAAAAGACUGUGAUGGAAGUGAAAAUUAUUGCGGAUGCCGACGGUCCGGAAAACAUGUCGAUGAGAAUUAUGAAAAUGUCAGGGCUUGAAGAGAGAUUGGAAACGGAGAAACCCGCUGUGGAUGUGAAGAGGUACGAGGACAAGGACUUGGUCAGGGCUGAAAAUUGGGUAGCAGGUUCGGGAAUUGGGAUCGAUAUGCGAGAAUGGAAUGCAGACUUGGGUCUUUUUCCCCUCUUGCUGUUCACCCUUGUCUCUAUGUGUGCUCGUGCAUGCUGUAGCAGGUGCAACUGCUCUAGCUUCACGCAAUUAAUUUACGACGUUUUCAUAACCGGUUGCCCCUUUGUCUUCGGACUCUUUGGUCGUGUGAAGGAGGGACUACACUCCUUGGUGGGGAUAUGGAUCCGUCUGAGCCUAUCGUGCGGAGCUUUUCCUACAAAGCCCACGAAGCCUUUCUAUACUCCCUUGAUGCUCUCAUAUAGUGGAAGGAGACGAGAUGAGAGAAGGACGAAGGCGCUUGAGAACGGGGGUGGUGGACCUGAUAUUGAAAGGGGGAGGCGGUCUACCAUUUAUUACAUUGAUAAGGUCGACCAGAAAGCGUAGAAGCGGAGGUAGACACUACUUCCACAAGUGGCGAGACAAAACCAAAGUCCGUUGGAGCCUGGCAAUGCGCGAGUGGUUGAGAGAACAAGCCAGGGAUAAAAAGCGGAAAGCAAA